Molecule: messenger RNA, 4685 nt
Organism: Oenanthe melanoleuca
Lineage: Eukaryota; Metazoa; Chordata; Aves; Passeriformes; Muscicapidae
Gene: GRPEL2
Product: GrpE like 2, mitochondrial
Exons: 4
Coding region: 626-1300 (224 amino acids)
Biological process (GO): protein import into mitochondrial matrix; protein folding
Cellular component (GO): PAM complex, Tim23 associated import motor
Molecular function (GO): protein homodimerization activity; adenyl-nucleotide exchange factor activity; protein-folding chaperone binding
Source: RefSeq, a predicted model, not a curated record
CACAAGUCCCACACCUGCCCCUGUCUAACCGUCCCCUCAGAAUGACCACGGUGGCCAUGGGCCACCUGUCCGGCUCCCAGUCCCGGGAGACGGUGCCGCGUGUCCAGGUCCGAGUUUUGGAGCACAUGAACUGUGUCCGGAAUCAAACCCCAGAAUCCCGGUCCCUUCUGCCCGGAGCCGAGUCCCGGCACCCCGGAGCGGCGUGUGCGGCGGCGGCGGGCGGAGCAUCCCCCUCACGCCCUCCUUCCCUUCCCGCCUUCAGCCCGCUCGCAGGGCCCUGUGGGAGUUGUAGUUCCGACUUCCCCUCAUCCCUCAGCCCGCUCGCAUGGUCUUGUGGGAGUUGUAGUUCUGACUUCUCAUCAUCCCUCAUCCCCCAUCCCGCUCGCAGGGCAGUGUGGAGCUGUAGUUCCGCGCUGACACAGGCUCAUCGCCGCCUUCCCCUCAUCCCUCAUCCCGCUCGCAGGGCAGUGUGGAGCUGUAGUUCCGCACUGACACGGGCCCAUCCCCGCCUUCCCCUCAUCCCUCAUCCCGCUCGCAGGGCCGUGUGGGAGUUGUAGUUCCGCCCUGACGCGGGCUCAUCGCGGCUGCCGCCUCCUCGCCGCUCCCGGCCGGUCCGCGCGGGGCCAUGGCCGCCCGCUCCCUGCGGCGCCUCAGGGCGCUGCUGCCCGAGGCCGGUAAAGCGGGCACAGGCAGUUUGUAUUUCAGAGGGUCCCCCUGUGCUUUCAGCACUGCAGCUCAGCAGAGAAGUACAGGAGACGAGUGUGGCCCAGAGGAGCCCAGUGAGGAGCCCAAGCACCCCCUCUCUGACUGUGCCUUGGAGCACAAAGCCAUCAAAUUGGAGGAGCAGGUCCGAGAUCUAACUGAGAGGUACCGAAAAGCUUUGGCAGAUUCCGAGAACGUCCGGAGGAGAACACAGAAGUUUGUGGAAGAUGCCAAACUCUUUGGGAUCCAGAGUUUCUGCAGGGACCUGGUAGAGGUAGCAGACAUCCUGGAGAAGACAGCCGAGAGCGCUGCGGGCCAGGCGGAGCCCAGCGAUCCCAACCCCACCCUGAAGAAAAUCUACGAGGGCCUCUCCCUGAUCGAGGCCAAGCUGCAGAGUGUCUUUGCCAAGCAUGGCCUGCAGAAGAUGAACCCUGUGGGGGGCAGGUACGACCCCUAUGACCACGAGAUCAUCUGCCACGUGCCAGCCGAGGGCAUGCAGCCCGGCACGGUGGCGCUGGUGACGCAGGACGGCUACAAACUGCACGGCCGCACCAUCAGGCACGCGCUGGUCGGCGUGGCCGUGGAGGCACACCAGUGAUGUGCCUUCAGCUGCUCCAGCUGGGACCUGGCUGAGCUGGGGACAGUCACAGCUGCAUGUGUUUACUUAUUUAUUGAGCUGGGUUUGUGUCGUGGCACGGUUUCGGGGUCGCCGUUGGUUCUGAGGUACUUGUGUAUUUAAUAAUGCUAAAUGGAGGCUGUGGAGUAGCAGUAGGAGUGCUGCUGUCAGAAAUGUGCAGCCCCUUUCUCUGCUCAGUUCUCCAUGAAGGUUUGUAUGGAGAAGAGAGAAGAGAAAGGGAAAUCUCUUCUUGUCUCUCUGUUCCAUCUCUGAGGGAGACUCCUGCAGUGGCGUCCAGGAACUUCUCUGCUUCACUUCCCACAGCUGUAUUAAAGGACUGUAAUAAUACUGACCUACCUCACAAGGAUGUGGUGAGGCUUUUCAUGUGCAAAGCACUGGGAAAAGUCCAGAGGGAUGGAUGAGUAUUAUUAUCACCUGGAUUUGAUGUCUUCCCUUGUCCCCAGACCCUUGGAUGGGGUGAAGAUGAUCACUUGAAAUGACAUUUAGGGGCAGCUUUUUCUUACAUUGCUUCAGGAAAACAAUCUGGAAUUCAUGGAAUCUCUGUUGUACUAGAGUUGAAGGGAGAUGAGGGUUUAAAAAGAAUUCAGUUGUUCAGUCACACUAAUGUUAAUAACCCUUCUCCAGGUAAAAUUCCAGCUUGACUCCUGGUUCCCAAAGGUAAAACAGGGAAUGGUGAUUUGUGCUGGAGCCACAAAACUGUCCUCACAUCUCUUAAUCUCCAACCUAAAUGUAUGUUUUAGAGGAGAGCAAUUUCUCUUCCCUGAUGGGUAUUUGUGCAGCUUUCAAGCAUGAUAAACUAUGUGCUCUUUAUUGCAGCUGCUGGCAAAAUGGAGCUGUGCCCUUAAGCAGGAAAUCUGGACUGUUCUAUUUUCUCAGCUCUCCAGUAGAGAUCCUCAGAUUACACCAACUUCCAAUCCACUUCUGAUCCUACUUUCAAUGAUCCUGGUAAAUAUUAAACCUUUUGGGCUUAAGGAGAAAAAAAAUCUCUGCUCCAAAGUCUCAAGUGCCCUUGAAACAAUUUUAGCAGCAGUGGCAAGAAAACAAGAGAAGCAGAAGGCUGAGGAAGUGAAAGCUGACCUCGAGCUGUCCUCCUGGUUGGAGGCAUGUUGUUGUCACAGCACAUAUGUAUUUCCCACUGGCCUUAUUGCCUGGGAGUUCAUUUAUCUCAGCUGAAAGGAUGCAGUCACUGAGGAGGAUCAGAAGUUAACCCUUUGCAGAGCAGCAAGCAGUCAAAUGACAGAAGAACAGAUACAGCCACAAAACCAGGAAUGGUUGGUUUUCAGGUUGUUUCUUACUGAUUUGUUCAUUCCUUCCUUUUUACUUUCUGGAAUUGGUUCCAUAACCUGACAAAUGCACUUCCAAAAAUGCUUUACUUAGAGUGGAUGUCAUCCCUGGUUUGGAAGAAAAUUUCUUCUUCUCCCAUUCAUUUGCAGGCUUCAGCUGAAAAACCCUUUUGUGGUGGACUGCAAGAUUGUCACAGCCUUUAAUAUUGACAGUCUUUCACCUGGGGAGACUGUGGGCAGUUAGUGGCUUGGCAUCCCAGAAAUUUAAGGAACCUGCACAUUUCUAACCUGCUCCAUGUAGUGGCAGCUGUGGUGUGGGUCUGUAGUGAUCCUUUUUGGAAUCUGGGUUUGUGCCUCUGUGCAGUAGGUUCUGUGGAGAUUUCAGCCCUGAAACAGCACUUCUGGCAGCUUUAGAUGAUGGGAAAACCUCUUGUUCAGUUUCUUUUAUUAUUGUGUGUUUGGAAGUUUCAGAGAUAAACAGGACUUUUAUUCAUUUGUGCUGAGCAGGUCACCAGGGUAUGCUGUUUCUCCAGAGAAGAAUGAGUAAGAUAUGAAAUGUGGCUGUUCCUCCUCCAUGGUGAGGAACCCAUGUGCUCAGCUGGAUGGAGCAGUGGGGUCUCUGCUGCCUCUGCAGCCCCUGCUGUAUCAGCUGAGUCUUGCAGUGUCAGGGGAGAGCUGGGAACCAACUUUGAAAGUGAAACUUCAGUUGUAAGGAACCCAACAGAAGCACAGGUAUUUUACACAAGGGACAGUUUUGUGUCACAGAGAGGCUGCAGCUGGGUGUGAGCAGGAGUGAUGGGAUCCAAAUCCUUAAACUCACCCAUGGAGCCACUGAACUGUGAAAAAAACGUUACAGCCACUCAGUCCAACUUGGGUUUGCCAGCUCUGCCUGUCUCCUCAGCCAGUGCUCACCCACUUCUGCCUUAAGGAAAUACCCUAAAAUGCACUCCAGACCUUCUGUCUGUACUGAGGGAUGAUUUAUUCAGCUUCAUGUCUGGCUCUGCUCUCUCUGAGGCUCUGCAGUGUGGCUACAGCAGGGGUCUGAGGGAUGCAGCCCUUCCCACCCUCACAGAGGCCCUGCUUAAUUUGGGCCAAGUUCUUCUCCCAGUCAAACCUACGAAAUUUCUACAGGAUUCUGUCAGGUUUAAUGAUUCCUGUGAAAUUGAGCCAAUGCUGAGAGACUCACAGAUGUUACCAAAGAGAUAAAUCCUGUAGCUGUUGUUAGUCCCAGUUUCUGCUUCCUUUGAAAGGUGAAGUGAAAAUGAAAUAACCAAACCUGGAUUCCAUCACAGAAUCCAGAUUUCCCCGGUAAAUUUUGAUUCUUUUGCCUUUCAAGCACACUUAAUGAUUUUUUUUUUUUUUUUUUUGUCCUGGAUGAGAUUGUGGAAGGGUGAGUUGAAUUUCUCCUUAGUUCUUGCUGCCUUUUCUGCCCUGUUUCUAUAACUCCUGCAGGGAGGGGACUGACCCAUGAGCUGCUUCUCUGCAGUCUCUUUAUCCAGUGACUGUUGAAUAAAACACAGAAAUACAUGAACAGGGCAGGAAUAGCAGAGUAGAGGAAAUGUCAUGUACCUUUUAGCCAUUUCCACAUCUGGACAAGUCUCCAGUGACACUGUCAUGAGCAUGGCAAGAUCUGAACUCUCACCAGGAGCAGUGCAGAAUGAAAUGUUGGAAGAGCUGUGAUCACUAACAGCUCUUAGCAGUCCCUUAAUUAAAAAAAAAAAAAAAAAAAAAAAAGUAUUUAAGUUUUAUAUUGUGAAUACUGUAGUAUUUUUUUAUUUUAAAACUUGAGGUGUUUUGAUAUUACUUGCAAAGUCAAACAAACAAAGUGUUGCUAAUCUCCAAAAAUCUAAGGCCAUUGAGGUGGGAGAAAAACAUGUAUAUAUUGUAUUUUUUGUGUGUUUCUGUGUUCUUUGUGUACCCAAAGGUUCUGGCUGUAUGAAAGAGACAUGUGGGAACAGUGCAAGGAAUUGACAAGGACAUUGGAGUUGAUGUUGGAAAUGGCUGAUUUCCUUUACAUGUCCAGAUACUGUCCAUUUGCUAAUAAAACAGAAGAAUUGCAGUGA